Molecule: messenger RNA, 2481 nt
Organism: Triticum turgidum subsp. durum (durum wheat)
Lineage: Eukaryota; Viridiplantae; Streptophyta; Magnoliopsida; Poales; Poaceae
Source: the annotation of a GenBank genome assembly
AUGCUCCUCCGGUUUCCUCCGCGACUAAGCCAAGCCCCGGUCCAGGUCCAAUGUCUUCGUCUUCGUCUUCCCCCCACCAAACCUCUGGCUCACUCCCCCCACCCAUGCCGGACGCCCUCCGCUGACCGGCUGGACUGGAUGGUGCCCCCGAGAUUCAGAUGCGGAGCCGGCACGCGCCGGCGGCUGGCCCCGCUGCUGCUGCUGCUGCUGGCCCUCUCGCCGGCCGCCGUGGCGGCGGUGGGCGGGGACGUGGAGUACCCGCAUUGCAGCUGCGACGGCGGGGGCGGCGGCGGGUUCUGGAGCAUGGACAACAUCUUCCGGUGGCAGAAGGUGAGCGACCUGCUGAUCGCGGCGGCCUACUUCAGCAUCCCGCUCGAGAUCCUCUACUUCGUGGCGGGGCUCCGCCACCUGCUCCCGUUCCGGUGGGUGCUGGUGCAGUUCGGCGCCUUCAUCGUGCUCUGCGGCCUCACCCACCUGCUCGCCGCCUUCACCUACGAGCCGCACCCGUUCGUGCUCGUCCUGCUGCUCACCGUCGCCAAGUUCCUCACCGCGCUCGUCUCCUUCCUCACCGCCAUCACGCUGCUCACGCUCAUCCCGCAGCUGCUCCGCGUCAAGGUCCGCGAGAGCCUGCUCUGGAUCAAGGCCCGCGAGCUCGACCGCGAGGUCGACCUCAUGAAGCAGCAGGAGGAGGCGAGCUGGCAUGUCCGGAUGCUCACCCAGGAGAUCCGCAAGUCGCUCGACCGCCACACCGUGCUCUACACCACGCUCAUCGAGCUCUCCCGCGUGCUCGGCCUCACCAACUGCGCUGUCUGGAUGCCCUCCGCGGCUGCCAGCGACGGCAAGGUUACGAUGCACCUCACCCACGAGCUCCGGCGCGGGGGCAGCGAUGAGGGGCUCGUCGUUAUUGGGGUGGACGACGUGGAUGUUGUCGAGGUCCGGAGGAGCGACGGCGUGAAGCUGCUUGGCCCGGGCUCGGCGCUCGCGGCGGCCAGCGGCGGGGGCAAGGAGGACACGGGUACCGUGGCGGCCAUACGGAUGCCGAUGCUCAAGGUGUCGGACUUCAAGGGCGGCACGCCGGAGGUGAUCCAGACGAGCUACGCCGUGCUGGUGCUGGUGCCUCCCGCGGACAAGACCUGGGGCGCCCACGAGACGGAGAUCGUCGAGGUAGUCGCCGACCAGGUGGCCGUGGCGCUCUCGCACGCGUCGCUGCUCGAGGAGUCGCAGGCCAUGCGCGACCGGCUCGCUGAGCAGAACCGCGAGCUGCUGCAGGCGCGUCGGGACACGCUCAUGGCGAAUGAGGCCCGGGACGCGUUCCAGCGUGUCAUGAGCCAGGGGAUGCGCCGGCCGAUCCACUCCAUCCUCGGCCUCGUGUCCGUGGUGCAGGAGGAUGACUUGACGCCCGAGCAGAAGCUCGUUGUCGACACCAUGGGCCGGACGGCCACCGUCGUCUCCACGCUCAUCAAUGACGUCAUGGAGAUGUCGGCCACCAACCGGGAGCGGUUCCCGCUGGAGACGCGGCCGUUCCAGCUGCACUCCAUGAUCAGGGACGCCGCCUGCGUCUCACGGUGCCUCUGCGACUUCAGGGGGUUCGGCUUCGCCGUGCACGUCGAGAACACGCUGCCGAACCUUGUCAUCGGCGACGAGAGGAGGAUCUUCCAUGUCAUCCUGCACAUGGUUGGCAACCUCAUCAGCCGGAUUGACUCAGGGCACGUCACGUUCCGGGUGCGUGCCGACGACGAGGUGGCGGAGGACACGCUUGGACAGAGGUGGGAUCCAUGGAGGCCAAGCUACUCCAGUGGGUACUCGUCGGUGAAGUUUGUCAUCGGGGUGAAGAGCCAGCAGAGCUCCGGCUCGAUGAUCCCGCCCCCGGGGCAGUUCAAACGAAAGCCGAGCGGCGAGGGCUUCGAUCUCAGGCUGAGUUUCAGCAUGUGCAGGAAGCUUGUGCAGAUGAUGAGAGGCAACAUAUGGGCGGUGCUCGACGGGCAAGGGCUACCAGAGAGCAUGACCCUGGUGCUGAGGUUCCAGCUGCAGCCACCGGUGCCACUCAUGUCGUCCAGCACCAGCGGAGGAUCGUUCGAGCGGCAAUACGCGUCGCCGUCGUGCCAGCUGACCGGACUGAAGAUCCUGCUCAUCGACGACGAUGACAUCAACAUGGUGGUCGCUCGGAAGCUCCUGGAGAAGCUGGGGUGCGUGGUCUCCUCCCUACCCUCAGGGUCGGGGUUCCUGAACUCCGUCGGCCCCUCGUCGGGCGCGUACCAGGUGGUGUUGGUGAACCUCGAGAUGACGCGGGUGAACGCGCUGGACGUCGCGGUGAGGGUCCAGCAGUACCGGAGCGGCCGCUGGCCGUUCAUGAUGGCCAUGACGUCGGAGCAGAACGCGUGGGAGAAGUGCGCGCAGUCGGGGAUCAACGGCAUCCUCAGGAAGCCGGUGGUCAUGCUCGAGGCCAAGGAGGAGCUCACCCGGAUUCUUCAGAGCGCAUGA